Molecule: messenger RNA, 882 nt
Organism: Echinostoma caproni
Lineage: Eukaryota; Metazoa; Platyhelminthes; Trematoda; Plagiorchiida; Echinostomatidae
Source: the annotation of a GenBank genome assembly
AUGGGGACGACGCAGCACUUCGCACUGUUUGAGCAUGUAACUGGUUAUGGCCUCUUUCGAGUGAAGGAAUUUGAUGAAAUAACUCGCAACUUCACAGCCCACGUGAAUGCGUUCAUUAAACCGGUGGCCUUUAUGCAUUUCAAGUCUGUGGAGGAAGCUGUUGAGAAUGUCGAAUGUAUAUCAGAAGGAAUAGUUUCGAGCUUACUUAAACAGUUUAUCGUCAUCAAUGUUCCGAAGAAGUCCUGUAUUCUGGGUGUGGCGGACGAGGCUCUCGGCAAAGCUAUUCUGAGCUGUGAAUUCGGAUUCGAAUGUGUUUGGCAUGGAGGAUUUCGCGAGGUGCUGCGCGUUAUUCGACAAAAUUUCACCCGCCUCACUAAAUCACUGAUCACCCAGCCAGGGAACGCCUUUUCACUUUCCGUGGGUCAGCAUCACCCGCUGUCUAAGACUGGGGCUGAGGAGCUAAUCCCUGGUCGAGUAGCUGAAUCCCGAUCUCGGCUAGUGGUCGGUUUGGCUCGUGCCCGAUCACAGUUGAAUGUAACCCAGCAUCUGGCUGACACGGCUGUAGUGCGUGCACUUACCUUGAUCGACGAGCUGGACGCGGACCUGACACGCUCUGUCGCGCGCUUACGCACAUGCUACGCCACACAUUUUCCCGAAGCCUGUCGUUCCUCUUCGACAGCCGGUUGUUCACCCCUGAGCGACGUGCAGUUGAUUCAUUUGAUUGCACACUGCCCAGGAAGAACAGAGUUGCUUUCUGGCGAGUUGGAGGAUGAAUUGGGACAAGUUGAUGUCCUCCAUCCNAUCCGGUCCUUGGCACAAUCAAACAACUGGCUCGCGACUCUAUUGGUAGUGAUUUGUCGUUCGAGGAUGCUAGUCAGCUAA